UGCGGGGCGGCGUGGAGCCCCACAGAGCCCCGUCGCUAGUGGCCGGUCCUGGUGCGCGCUGGUGGGACUGAGUGGUCUGCGACCAGCAGGCCUCUUAUCCGCGGCCACACCCGCGCCAAUGGGCGACGUAACAGAGGCCUGGCCGUAGAGCAUAGUCCAGAAAGACUACGGGGUGGCUUUGAAGGAUGGACAAGAUUCGAAAGGACAGAAAUGGGUCCUCAAUGUGAGCUUCCAUAGGAGCAAAGAUAAGCAGCAGAACCAGCCUGAUAUUCUGUGGGAAGUGAAGAGAGACAUCACAGCAGUCCAAAUUUAUGCUGUGAAUAAGCAGAUUUUAAAAGCAGUUUCUCUUCAAAUCAUCUUUCAUACCACCUGAUAAGCAUCUUGAUUCACCAUGGCGUUGGCAGCAGUAAAAUGGGCUAUAUCAAGCAGAACUAUCUUGAAACAUUUAUUUCCAAUUCAAAAUGGAGCCUUAUAUUGUGUUUGUCAUAAAACUACGUAUUCUUCUCUUCCAGAUGACUAUAAUUGCAAAGUAGAGCUUGCUUUGACAUCUGAUGGCAGGACAAUAGUAUGCUAUCACCCUUCUGUGGACAUUCCGUAUGAACACACAAAACCUAUCCCUCGGCCAGAUCCUGUGCAGAAUAAUGAAGAAACACAUGAUCUAGUGCUGAAAACCAGAUUAGAAGAAAAAGGUGAAUACUUAGAGCAAGGACCCAUGAUAGAACAACUUAGCAAAAUGUUCUUUACUACUAAGCACCGUUGGUAUCCUCGUGGACAGUAUCAUAGACGUCGUAGGAAACUGAAUCCUCCAAAAGACAGAUGAUAUUGAGGUUUUCAGGAAUCAAAGAGAAAUGUUAUCCUGCGUCUCAUUUGCCAUUUGAGAAAAUACAAAUUGCGUAUAUUCAUUAAUACGUUAUAUAGUAAAAUAAUAAAAUGUCUUCUCAUAUAUUAGAAUGUGUAUUUCUUUAUAUAUAUUAAGUAGUUCUGGAUUUCACAUUCUUAUUUACGGAAGCCUAUUUUUAUUUUCCUUUUGAGUUAUUAAAGUCUACUAUUUAUUUUUAUGCGCCUGGUAUGAUUAAGUACUUUUACAUUAUCAGCCAAAUAGUAGUAUAAAUAUGAUGAAUAAAAACGUGCAUGAUUCUCCUGAAGAGUUUUAAACUGCCUUUGAAAAGAAACUCAUGAGAUCCACACAGAAAAUAGAUGUUACAAUGUUUCCGUUUUUGUGGCUCUAGGAAAUAGUUACAUUUUAAUCAGUUUCUACUACCUGCUAGGUCUUUAGUUUACAUUAUUAUUAAAUUCUCACAAUAAUCCUUUGAAGAAGGUGCAUCAUCCCCAUUUUACAGAUAAGGCUAAGUGACUUGAAGCCUACCUACCUAGCAAGUGGGAGAGCCAGGAUCCAAACUGUCCAGAGCCUUUUUUACAAGGCAUCACUAUGACAAGAGGUGUUUUCUUUCACCCAAGAAUGUGCUUUCCUAGAAAGAAUAUUGUAUUAUUCAUUUUGAGAUUUUUUUUCUGGCUGUCUUAAAAAUUAUGCUUGCUUCAGAGCACAUACAACUCUGUGAUUAAAAUGUUAAUAUUACUAAAGUAGUCUUACAAAGUGUUAAUAGUCUAUUCUGUUGAUUAUCCCUACCAGCUUAUAUAUGAUGCUUAAUAGCAUUGAUGCCCCUGUGAUUUCUAUUUAGGAGGUGAGGAGUCUUUAUUAAGAAGGUGAAAAGGUGCUUUAUUCAAACUUGUGCAAUAUUUGUGAUAUUUUAAAAUUUGGUGUGAAAAAUGAUUUCACAUUCAAAGUCUAUUGCUUAAUCUAGUUCUUUGAAUAGAGGAAGGUGAAGGGUCAAGUGUUGAGUAAAAUGUAAGGAAUAGUGAAUAGGAAAGAGUAAAGAAAAUAAUAAUGGCCACCCUCUAUUACAGAAAGGAAGUGUUUUUAAGUGGUUUAUGCUCUUUUCAUUAAUAUAUUAUUCAUUUGGGGGGAAAGAUCAAAGGAAAAACAAGUCAAUAGAGUUGGAUAAUCAGAAAUAUUAACUGGCUGUGUUUGGUGACAUAGCUUCGAAAAUAGUUUUUUUCUGGUUGAUUUAUAUCCAGAUUUUUACAAAGAUUGAGAUAUGCCAUGUUAUAAAAGUAGGAAGAAUAAAAACUAAAUUAAUUAAAUAACAAAUUUUCUUCUAAGUACAAGGAUCUACUAAAUAGAGAUUGUUCAAUUGUAAGAUGCCCAAACCACACAUUCACAUGUCAGUGCUUUGGAGAAUUAAGUUAGUUCUUGUUGUACUGGAAAUAUAUUACAUUGUAGUUAACAUUGUAGUUCCUGGAAUUUUGGUCUUCAUGAGUUGCUGAAUAAGUACGUAUUUCAUCACCACUAUCACUUCCCCUCUGCUUCUCCACCUCAGAGGAGUAACCUAUUAUCCACUAUCACUAACACUUUGUGAAAGGUCAGUUUGUUUUUUUCAGAAAUUUAAAAAGUACAUAAAGUCUGAUGGUUCUUUAAAUGGAA
This is a messenger RNA of Globicephala melas (long-finned pilot whale), 2482 nucleotides long. RefSeq names its product mitochondrial ribosomal protein L42 (gene MRPL42). Gene Ontology annotation, cellular component: mitochondrial large ribosomal subunit. The record is from RefSeq and is a predicted model, not a curated record. Lineage: Eukaryota; Metazoa; Chordata; Mammalia; Artiodactyla; Delphinidae.